Molecule: messenger RNA, 978 nt
Organism: Ogataea parapolymorpha DL-1
Lineage: Eukaryota; Fungi; Ascomycota; Pichiomycetes; Pichiales; Pichiaceae
Exons: 2
Coding region: 1-978 (325 amino acids)
Biological process (GO): protein insertion into ER membrane
Cellular component (GO): TRC complex; cytosol
Molecular function (GO): protein binding
Source: RefSeq, a predicted model, not a curated record
AUGGACGCUACUCAGGGAAAAUUGCAAAAAUCCUUGGCACGGUUCAAGGAAAGAAUCUCAAAUGGAUCUUAUUAUGAGGCUCAACAGACAAUGAGGGCGAUUAUCAACAGACACGUCAAUUCUGGAAAUUAUGGCUCGGCUGUUGAACUGCUCUACCAAAGUUCCAAAAUUCUGAUGGAGUUCAAGAGAUACGACGAAGCAUGUGAUCUCCUUCUUUACAUGAUUGAAGUGUUUGAAAAGGAAAAUAAAUCAGUGGAUGAAUUUAAAGCUCAUGAUCUCAGCAAAUUGAUCGAACUCAUCAAUGUUAUUCCGGACGAGGAUCCAAACAUUCUGAACCUUGCCAAGGAAGUUUCUAAGUUUGCUGUGAAGAAGAGUGGGUCAGAAGGUGGCUUUCCAGCUCUCAGCUUUGUCAUUGGCUCUAAGCUGUACUACAGCGGUUCCGUGGACCAGAUCAAUGCUAGCGAGCACUACCUUCUCGUCAGUGGAACGCCUGAGAGUCUGCAGAUGCUUGUCGACCUAGAAUUUGGUGCAUACUUGCUUGACCAGCCUAAUACUUUCGGCACUUAUCUUGCGAGAAUGGUGAUUCCAUACGUUACUUUCGGUAACCUGAAGCUGGCAAGAAAGUCCGUCGUUGACAUGAUAUCAAAGCUUAAAGAAAGCGAUAGAUCAGGCCUAUUUUCCUUCCAACAGAGCGGCGAUUUGCAAAUUCUGGAACUGGGCACAGAUACCGAUCUACAAGAUUGUUACGGGCUGGUGAAUUUCCUACAAUUGCUGAUCGAGGUCUGCGAGCGUGCCAACAGCGAAAACGCUGCAAACUUCAAGUUGCUUGUAAACAGGUACUUCCAGUUGCUGGAAAGGAACAAUCUGGCUCUCAAAGUGAAUGCUAUCGGGGAAUCGUAUUUCGGCGUCUCUAUCGUGCAAAAAAGCGCAAACAUGUUACAGGAGAUGAUGUCAGGGCUUUUGGGAGGUGGCAAAUAA